CGGGGGCCGUCCCAGGCGCGCCCUCCCCGGCUCGGCCCUGCGCGCCAUGUGUCCCCGGCGGCGAGGCGCGCCGCUCCCGGCCCGGCCGCGGUUCCUUUAACCCGGGAAAGGGAGCGGGGCGGAGGGGGCGGCGGGGCCGCUCAGAGGAGGGCUCUUUCUUUCUUCUUUUUUUGAAUGAACCGUGUGACGUACGUACAGGAAACCAGUCGGUUCGAGCGGAGAAUGAAGUAAGAGGCCAGGCCCCCCCGCCCCGCGCCCGCCCCCUUCCUCUCCGCCCCCUCCCCCGCCCGACGCGCGCCCGCUGGCCCGCCCGCUGGCCCGCCGCUCUCGGUUUCCCCCGCGGAGCCGCCGCCGCCGCCGCUGCUCGCGAAGGUGCCGAACGCCGGGCCCUCCCAGCCGGCGCGGCCGUCAUCGCCCGGAGCGGGUGCGCGGCGGGAGCGCGGGGAGACGGCCGCCGCCAGCAACGCCGCGCAGGAGCAGGAGGAGGAGAAAGGGUGCGCAGCCCGGAGGCGGGGUGCGCCGGUGGGGUGCAGCGGAAGAGGGGGUCCAGGGGGGAGAACUUCGUAGCAGUCAUCCUUUUUAGGAAAAGAGGGAAAAAAUAAAACCCUCCCCCACCACCUCCUCCCCACCCCUCGCCGCACCACACACAGCGCGGGCUCCCUGGCUCUGCACCGGCGGGCCGGGCGCGUCCUGCCUUCAUUUAUCAAGCAGCUUUUCGGAAAAUGCAUUUGCCGUUCGGAGUUUAAUCAGAAGAGGAUUCCUGCCCCGGUGCCCGGCGCGUCCCCGGGCCGCCGGUCCCUGUCUCUCCCCCGGGGAGGCGUGAAGCGGUCCCGCGGACCAGGGGUCCAUGUCUGUGCCCGCGCGUGUGCGCGCGCGUGUAAAUUGCCGAGAGGGGGGAAAUCACAGGACUUAUGCAAAUUCUGGAUUGAACAUUGUAAUUCCUCUGCCGCCACCGCUGCUCCCCACUUUUUUUUUUUUUUCCUCGUGCUCUUGAGCUCUCCGGUUGGGAUUCCUGCGGAUUGACGUUUCUGUGAAGGAGAGAAGUCUGCGGAUCCGUCCGCCGCCGGGGCUCGUGUUUGACCGCUCCCCACGCGCCCCCAACUCCUGAUUCAUUUGGAAGUUUCGCAGCCGCUCGCGCCGGGGAGUUUGGAAGAUCGAUGGGGUCUCUGCCUUAUGCGUUUGUUUUGUUUUCACGAAAAGGGAAACUUGACAGAGGAUCAUGCUGCCCUUAGAAAAUACACGGUCGUAGAGGAAGUAAACUGGUCUUGACGAUAAUUUAAUAACAAUGUGCCUCAUGAAAUAAAGAUCCGAAAGGAAUUGGAAUAAAAAUUUCCUGCAUCUCAUGCCAAAAGGGAAACACCAGAAUCAAGUGUUCCGCGUGACUGAAGACACCCCCUCAUCCAAGAAUGCAAAGCACAUCCAAUAAAAUCGCUGGAUUAUAACUAUUCUUCUUUCUUUCGGGGCCGUGGGGCGGGAGCGGGGGCGAGAGGUGCUGUCGGUGCCCGGCUGCUGCUGCUGCUGCUGCCGCCUCUCGGCUGCUCCUCGGGGGAAGGAUGGCGCACGCCGGGAGAACAGGGUACGACAACCGGGAGAUCGUGAUGAAGUACAUCCACUAUAAGCUGUCGCAGAGGGGCUACGAGUGGGAUGCCGGAGACGCGAGCGCCGCAGCCCCGGGGGCCACCCCCGCGCCGGGCAUCUUCUCCUCCCAGCCUGGGCGCACCCCCGCGCCCGCCAGGACCUCGCCGCCGCCCCCCGCCGCCCCCGCCGCUGCCGCCGCCGCCGCCGCGGGGCCUGCGCUCAGCCCCGUGCCCCCCGUGGUCCACCUGACCCUGCGCCAGGCCGGCGACGACUUCUCCCGCCGCUACCGCCGGGACUUCGCCGAGAUGUCCAGCCAGCUGCACCUGACGCCCUUCACCGCGAGGGGACGCUUUGCCACGGUGGUGGAGGAGCUCUUCAGGGAUGGGGUGAACUGGGGGAGGAUUGUGGCCUUCUUUGAGUUCGGUGGGGUCAUGUGUGUGGAGAGCGUCAACCGGGAGAUGUCGCCCCUGGUGGACAACAUCGCCCUGUGGAUGACAGAGUACCUGAACCGGCACCUGCACACCUGGAUCCAGGAUAACGGAGGCUGGGACGCCUUCGUGGAGCUGUACGGCCCCAACAUGCGGCCUCUCUUCGACUUCUCCUGGCUGUCCCUGAAGGCGCUGCUCAGCCUGGCCCUGGUGGGCGCCUGCAUCACACUGGGGGCCUACCUGGGCCACAAGUGAAGCCGACGGGCCUGCCCCCCGCAAACAGAUAUGCAAGAGGUUCACGAAAGCAGCAGAAACAUAUGCAUCGUUAGUGACAGGCCACGACGAGGAGCUGUGGUCUGUUGGAAACAAGCUCGCAAACAAACAAACAACAAACACACGAAAAAAACCCCACAAAAACAGCUUUUCAGGCUCAGCAUCGAAUCAGCUAUUUACUGCCAAAGGAAAAUGCCGUUUAUUUUUUACAUUUUUGAGGGAAACAAAGAAGAUUUAUUUAUUUAAGACAAUCCCAUGACGAGUUUUAUCUUUGGAAACCCUACCUAGUUGCCAAGCCCCUCCGGUGUGGCCCCACCCGGACCUCCUGGACCUGGGAACGGGUCUGCUUUCCCUGCUGUUGGCCGCCAUCUGAAGCGCAAACAGACUGACGGAGGACAGGACUGUUCCAGAAGCCGGGCUUCUGGCUGCUGGAGGUUUGGGAGAGAAGGAGUUCAUUUGCCUUGCAUAUACGUGCCCUGGGGGCUGUGAUAUUAACAGAGGGAGGUGCUUGGGGGGAAGUGCAUUCUUUCCCGGCUGGAAGAACCUGGACUUUGCAUAUGGCUCACGUGGUACAUAGUCGGUUGGAAGAAAGGAAAAAAAAAAAAAAAAACACCGGGAACUUCAGAUGGACCUGGUAUCUGCCCAGAUACCCACACCAGAGGACAGUGGGACAGGGAAAAUGCCCUUAAACCAUAGGAAAGUAUUUUUUUAAGCUACCAAUUGUGCCGAGAAGCAUUUCAGCAACUUAUACAAUAUCAUCCAGUACCUUAAGCCCUGAUGUGUAUACUCGUAUAUUUUGGAUACACUCCGCCUCCAAAAACUGGCUCUGUGCAUGAAACAGGAUCCCCGGGAAAUCGAGGAAGGGAACGGUCCGGUGACUCCUUCGGCAUCGGCAAGGCUAGAGGUCGCCAGAAGCAUCCGGCCGCCACAAGUGCCUGCUUUUCCUGCAAGAGGCCACGGACUGCAGUACCCCCCUGCAGCCCCGAGGCCUCGUCCUGGAGCUGAGCCUGGGCACUCGCGGGCCUGCUCGAGGGAUUUUAAACAGAGCAGUGUGGUCUCCCAGCGUCUGGAAGCUGACGGAGCCCAGAACCCCUCUGUCAAGAAAGACCAGAGGGUCAGGCCCGGUACCCAGGGGCCCUCCAGAAAGGGCGUUUCACACGGAGCCUGGAAACCAGCGCCCUGAAGACGUUUGUCACCGGAGGGAAGAAAACCGAGGCGCUGGGCCUUGCCUGGCAGAGGGAGGUGGCGAAGGUUGGGAGUGUGACGACCACCGAAAGGGAAGAAGAGCAAGGAGACACAGCGGCGUCCAUGCCGCGUGGCCGACGUCGUGCAUGUGCACCGGCUGCACGGCCACCCGCCUGUCUGCCUGGUUUCCAGCAGGGCUUUAAAUGACUUUGGAGAAGGUCAUAAAUCCUGAAGGAAGCGUGGAGAUGAGGUGUCUACGGAAUUGGGAUGUAAAACAUUAGCCUAUCAUUGCAGUUUGGUUUUAUUUGAAAACCUGACAGAGAAGGGGGGAAAAAAAAGUUCCAGGUGUGGAAUGUGAGGAUUAUCUGUACAUCCUGGGCAUUAAAAAAGAAAAAAAAAUAGUGGUGGACAAUUCUAGAGCAGUAGCAAAAGAAGUGAUCUUCAGCUGAUGAACUAGGAGAUUAUUUUUUGGAGUUUAGAAAACCUCGAGACGCAUGGCAUAACUCUGGCAUUAUUGCAUUACAUACCAUUUAUCCGUGUGAACUUUGGAAUGUACCAACUUCAAUGUUUAAUGCUGAUAUUUUGAAAGCUGCUUUAAGAAAAAUACAUGGAUCUCAGCGUUGUU
This is a messenger RNA of Phyllostomus discolor (pale spear-nosed bat), 4089 nucleotides long. It is a transcript of the gene BCL2, whose product is annotated as BCL2 apoptosis regulator. Gene Ontology annotation, cellular component: mitochondrial outer membrane. The record is from RefSeq and is a predicted model, not a curated record. Lineage: Eukaryota; Metazoa; Chordata; Mammalia; Chiroptera; Phyllostomidae. Gene Ontology annotation, biological process: extrinsic apoptotic signaling pathway in absence of ligand; negative regulation of intrinsic apoptotic signaling pathway; intrinsic apoptotic signaling pathway in response to DNA damage. The coding region runs from base 1554 to 2261 and encodes 235 amino acids. Gene Ontology annotation, molecular function: protein heterodimerization activity; protein homodimerization activity. The transcript has 3 exons.